UGUGUGUGUGUGCGCGCGCGCGUGUAGGUCCUCUUCAGUGCUGCUGCUGCUGCUGUGGAGCCUUGGAGGAGGAGGCGGUGGUCGUUUUAUUGAGCGGCCCGGCGGUGGAAGUUUCGCUGCAGGGGUGGGACUUUCUGUCUGCAGUCGGUCAGUCGGGGGUGAGCUGCGGAUCACACAGAAAUGCCUCUGGCAACAGCUUUCCAGACUCCAGCGAGUAGCAGCAUAAACAGACGGACACCUCCGAGUGGAAGAUAAACCUUCCUCCUCCUCCUCUUCUUCUUCUUCUUCAUCCCUCUGCUCCUCUUCUUCCUCCAGCUGGCCGCGUCUGAAAGCUUUCGGAUGCUCUGAAACUGGAGGAGUGUGAACGCCGUUUCCCUCCCCUCCUCCACCCCCGGGAUACAUAGACCGGUCCGACACCGGUGUCAUUGGAUGGAGAGAGGCGCCUGAAGAAGGGAGAGCGGUGGAGUUGGUCUACCCCCCUCCUCCUCCUCCUCUUCCUCCUCCUCCUCCUCCUCCUCCUUCUUCCCUACUGCACCAAAAGAAAACUCCGGGCUGGCUGCAGCACCAUGUCCUCGGCUCAAAGUGGGGAUAUAUCAGGCUACCAUCUGAGUGUGGUGCGUAACCCGCCUGGCUGGGAGGAGGGGAUCUACCUGGUGGGCUUCUUCGUGCUGCUGUGCGUGGCCGGGCUCAACAUCUGGAAGUUGUGGAAAUCUGGAACCUUCCCCGCACCGUCCCCCUUCCCCAACUUUGACUAUCGAUAUCUGCAAGAAAAAUAUGGAACCUCCUUCUCAGAAGUCAGACAAAAGCGAGUGGCUGCCAACAACCACCGGCGGACUUCCACCACCUCCAGCCGUAAACCCAGCCUGGCCCUCGGUGACACCCCGGACGGCUUCAGGGACCUGGGCCACCUGGAACUGAUGAGCAGGGAGCUGGACCCGACCGGCAUGGCCCAGCUUAACCGAUCCAUCUCCACCGAUUCACUCAGCUCCAUCUCCUCCAUCGCCAACAACUUUGGCCAUGACUUCACGGUCGGCCAGCUGGAGGUGACGCUCGAGUUUGAGCCGUCCAGACACGCGGGCCAGGGGACGGGAAUGCUCCAUAUCAGUCUGCACCAGGGCAAAGACCUGCUGGAGAGGGAGGAGGGAGACUUCCCCGGCUGCUUCAUCAGAGUCUCCCUUGGGCCAGAGGAGCUCAACGUGGGAGUCACAAGGGUCCAGACGAAUGCAUUCACCGUGAUUUUUGAUGAGCACUACUCCAUCCCCAUGGACUUGUCCACGCUGGAGGAGUACAGCCUGCGUUUCGCCGCUUUUGGUAUCGAUGCUGACGAGAGAAACAUCAGCGCUGGGGUAGCAGAUCUCAAGCUGUCAGACCUGGACCUAACCAUCAGACCAUUCAACGCCUGGCUCUACCUUCAAGAUGUCAACAAGGCUGUGGAUGCAGUUGGGGAGAUCCUGUUGUCUCUCAGCUAUUUGCCCACUGCAGAGCGCCUCACAGUGGUUGUGGCCAAGUGCAAGAACCUGCUGUGGACCAACGGCAAGAACACUGCAGAUCCGUUUGUCAAAGUGUAUCUCCUGCAAGACGGCAGGAAGAUCAGCAAGAAGAAGACUUCCACCAAAAGGGACGACACGAACCCCAUCUUCAAUGAAGCCAUGAUCUUCUCUGUGCCGUCCAUCGUUCUGCAGGAACUCUCCCUGAGGGUGACAGUGGCAGAGACCACAGACGACGGCCGGGGCGAGAACCUGGGUCACGUGAUCAUUGGCCCCGAGGCCAGCGGGAUGGGAAUCACCCACUGGAACCAGAUGCUGGCCACUCUGAGGAAGCCUGUGUCCAUGUGGCACCCUCUGCGGAGGAUCUAGUCCUCUUUGCACUCAUACAUACCCGACCUGUUUCAAGUAAAGCACUAGCUUCUUCACGUUCCUUUCACCUCUCCCCUUAUUUGGUGCCAUGCUCAAAUCCGUUACACUGUUUUAGUAUGAUAAGAGUUUUUGGCCCGCAUGAGGAUACUGUGUGCGCGCUAUGUGUCGCUCUGCUGAUGAGCAAUUGGAAUGAACACAUUAUCUUCAUGUAAGGAGGAGGAAUCUGAAAAGCUAGUGGUAAAAUAAACCUGUCUUUGGUAUUUGGCUUCACUCUGGCUUGGGUGCAUUAUGGGUGAGGGUGGCAUUUAGGAGGGAGCAGUGCUUAUCCCAAAUUACACACUAAAAGAAACUGAUGAGUUUUCAAAUGUCCCUUUGGCUUGAGAAUCAGGCUGAAUUCCAAUUCUCCACUGCAACAACAGCAAAGGAGACAUGAAUAUGUGGAUACUAUUUCCCUUCUCAAAAGAUCAUAAAUUUCAGUUUGAAGUGAGUUUUGAUUAACAAAAGGAGCCCAGCCUUGGCAGGCGUGACCCCUUCUCUGCAUGGUGCCUCCUCUGGUUGUAGCUGUCUAGAGAAUGACUGACUGGACAGAGGGGUGAAAUCGCUUCUCUUUCAGGAAAACACUCAUUUGUCUUUUCAAUCCAAUCAUUGAUUGCGCCUACUUGAUUUAUUUCGUAGCGGUUUUAGAGCCGAGUUGAGUUAGCUCUAUUGGAUUUGCUUGUGUAAUUUGUUAAAUGCGAGACUGACAAAUAAUAGAGGUUUUGGUAUGUUCAGUAUUUAUUGUGCUUUUGAAAAAAAAAUCCAGGUACUCUUAUCCAGGUAAAAUAAUUGUAAUUUGUAGCAGUUGUUACAGGGUGGCCAAAUCAGAUGUAAUUAGCAUAUAAAUAUCAUAUUACAUUGUUCUAUUUUUACCAUGACUAAUGCAAUACAAGUUGCAUAAGCAUAUUUAAUAGUGUAAAUAGUGUACUACAACGUUCUUUUCAUUGCCAUUUUUUUUCCUCUAAAUUCCGGGUGCAUAUCAUUUUGUUCAUAGUAUUACACUUUAAUAAGCAUCAAACUCCAAGUUAAUUUAUACAACACUAUAUUUAACACCAAUAUCAUUGCUGAUCAAUGAAUUAUUAUCAAACACCUCUGGGAAUUUAACUUGUGAUGUAAAGUAUACUAAACCCUUUAAAUGGGUUUACAGUUCCUUUUAUGUUAAAGGAAACACCUUGAUAUUCUGAAUUAAUCUGUAGUUGUUUUUCACCAGCCACUUGUCACACUCAUUUUAGCUGUUGUCAUUAAGAUACCUGCAAACUUCUUGUUAGCACUGAGGGUGUUCCUGGUUGAAACCAAGAGGAGCCACUUUGCUGCGUGAAGCUUGAAUGGUAAUAUUGCUAAAGUUUUUCAGUUAAAAUGAAGAUAAUGUGACAAGGGUCUUGUAAAAGUCAGAACGUCAAGGUGGCUUUUUAUCUGUCUGAGAUAUUCUCUACAACAUUGUGCAAUAGUGCUGUUUUGUUGUAACUUUUGAAUGUGAAUUACCAUGUGAAAUACCUGCUAACUCUAAAAGCAUCAUCCGCCUAAUGAAUUGUGAUUUUCAUUUUUUUCACGCAGGACCUACUCUACAUUUUUGGUCAAGUUUUGACUGCAUUCCUCACCUCACUUUGAAAAUCAAUCCAAAAAUAACCCACCUGUAGUCAUAUAAGACACAAUAUUUCCUACUGUGCCAAAUAAUGAAGCAAUAUUUUCAUUUACAAUCAGCAUUUGCAUUCGAUUCAACAAAGCUGUAGCCUACAUUUGACCAUGCAUGAAGUUAUUUAGCACUUGAUGUGAAUGUGCCUCAAGAAUACAGUGUAUUGUGUGAAUGCUGUUUGAAAUAAAAGCAAUUCAACAGUAA
This is a messenger RNA of Siniperca chuatsi (mandarin fish), 3729 nucleotides long. RefSeq names its product synaptotagmin XII (gene syt12). Gene Ontology annotation, molecular function: SNARE binding; calcium ion binding; calcium-dependent phospholipid binding. Gene Ontology annotation, biological process: regulation of calcium ion-dependent exocytosis; calcium-ion regulated exocytosis; regulation of dopamine secretion. The transcript is spliced from 8 exons. Lineage: Eukaryota; Metazoa; Chordata; Actinopteri; Centrarchiformes; Sinipercidae. The coding region runs from base 567 to 1856 and encodes 429 amino acids. The record is from RefSeq and is a predicted model, not a curated record.